Coccinella septempunctata (seven-spotted ladybird) is the source of this 2197-nucleotide messenger RNA. RefSeq names its product inositol-trisphosphate 3-kinase homolog (gene IP3K1). The transcript has 6 exons. Lineage: Eukaryota; Metazoa; Arthropoda; Insecta; Coleoptera; Coccinellidae. Gene Ontology annotation, molecular function: inositol tetrakisphosphate kinase activity; inositol-1,4,5-trisphosphate 3-kinase activity. The record is from RefSeq and is a predicted model, not a curated record. Bases 1 to 1188 code for a protein of 395 amino acids. Gene Ontology annotation, biological process: inositol phosphate biosynthetic process. Gene Ontology annotation, cellular component: nucleus; cytoplasm.
AUGACAUUUGGUGUUGCCACAGAUUACUUAGGACUUUUCACUUCUUGCCUCAACAAAUUCACAUCACAACAGUUAAUAACUGGAUUGGAAAAGGACGAUUUUAAACCGGUGAAAGAUGAAAGCUGCUGCCUGAUUGAUCAGGGAGAAUUCUCAAAUUUUCUGGAACUGGUAUCAGAAAGACAUUUAUACAGGAUUUUUAUCAGAACUUUCCUGCCCCAAGUGCAGAAAUAUUUCUUUCUCUUCUUUGAAAAUACUGACUAUUGUACCUAUUGGAAAAACAUCCUCUUGAGGCUCAGAUUAAUCUUAUUACAGAGGAACGCCCUCAACUUGAGUGUACCUGCCAUUGAUGUGCUUCUCAAAAGUCGAAGCGCGAACUGGUUCCAGUUGAGUGGACAUCCUGAUACCUUAACACCAGCCGGUCAUGGGACAGUUUGGAAGAAACGGGCUGAUCCUAACGAUGAAACUGAAAGAAUUGUUUAUGAAGAACUAUCAAAAAACCCACUAUUAGCUAGUAUCAUACCAAAAUAUUACCGGGAAGUAGAUUUUCGGGGCGAAAAAUACAUAGAACUUCAAGACUUGCUACAUGGUUUUGAAGAUCCAUUCGUCAUUGAUAUCAAAAUGGGCACAAGAACUUUUCUAGAGUCUGAAGUUAAAAAUACGAAGGCUCGUCCUGACUUAUAUCAAAAAAUGAUAGCAAUAGAUCCAAAUGCACCAACAGAAGAAGAGCAUUUACAGAAAGCGGUCACAAAACUGCGUUAUAUGCAAUUCAGAGAACAACAAUCAUCAUCAUCUAGUCUUGGAUUUAGAAUCGAAGCUAUAAAAUGUCCUGGUUCUCCUCCAGUAACUGACCUGAAAAAGGUGAAAUCGAUAGAUGAGAUUCAAGAAACCUUGAAGCUUUUCUUGAGGGGAAAAGAUGGUGUGAAACUGAGACUAAUACAGAAAUUGUGUAAAACUAGGAAUAUUAUAGACGAAUCUGAAUUUUUCAAAACGCGAGAAGUUAUAGGUAGUAGUCUAUUCAUUAUUUAUGAUGACAAUCGAGAAGGAGUUUGGUUGAUAGACUUUGCCAAAACACAUAAGGUGCCGGAUGGUUUAUUAGUGGAUCACAAAAGUGCUUGGAGUCAAGGAAAUCACGAAGAAGGAUUACUUUUUGGGAUGAAUAAAUUAAUCUGUAUAUUAAAGAAUUUGUGAGUUCGUAUCCGAGCUAUACUAUGACUAGACAUGAAGAACGAAAGGAACCUGAAGGAGAAUGCCUCGAGAGAAAUUGGAAGCUCGUAAGGAACUUCAAUCAAAGUAAAGUGUAGGAGGAAGUGGCCCGUCAGAAAUUUUUUUAUACCAUAGGGGGAACUACAGUUUCAUUUUGUGGAAGAAAUGUAUCAUCCGUUCAGUAAACUUUGUAAAUUGAUUGAAAAAUUAAUAGAAAUUAUCAUCUCACUUGGUAAAACGUUCAAUUUGGGAAAUUUUAAUUCAUUUCACAUCUUUCUGAGAUUUUAAGGAAAUACUAAACUAGGAACUUGUAGGAAUGGCCAAUAGAUUCUUGGAUUAAAAUCAUAUACAGAUCACGAAAAUAUAAUUCCAAUCAUGGGAAAGAAGAGGACAGAAGAAGAGCAAUCGUUCUAAUAGGCCCUUCUGUACCUUCUAGUUCUUGCAAUUCUGCCUCUAAAGUGAAAAUCUCAUCGUUGCAGUUGAGAAAAGCGGAGCACAAUUGGUAUAUCAAAUAUGGAGAGGUCCAGUUGAAUGUGGUCGAAUGAAUAAUUUUUAUCACAUAUAUGUAAUAAAAUUAUUCUCGCACUAGUCAAAUGCAUUUCUUCUAUCCUCUUCUAUUUUAUGGCAUUCCCUAUAUAUUCGGAAAAUUAUUUUCGUAAUCCGUAUAAUUAAUGACUUACCUCGUGUGAUGUGAUGAAAUUCACAAGUUGUAAAAGUAUUUCCUUAGAAGAAAAAUUGUGUAGUCACUUUGGCUAAGUAUUCAGUAUGACAGUAUUUCUUCUAUGUACAGUAUAUUUGAACUCUCUUCUCUACUAUAUUCUUUUGAAAUAGAGCAAUACAAACUUCGUCAAACUAAUUGUUAUGAGUUCAAUUUAAACUAUAUCUAGUCAUUUCAAUUAAUACUUUCGAGUUAUAAAUAUUUAAUGUAUUCGUAAGUAUUCUUUAUUGUAUUAUAUUGUAACGUUUUCGAUUAAUUAAAUUGUUCAAUUUUUCA